Messenger RNA from Erythranthe guttata (spotted monkey flower), 2555 nucleotides. RefSeq names its product protein TRANSPORT INHIBITOR RESPONSE 1. Gene Ontology annotation, cellular component: SCF ubiquitin ligase complex. The record is from RefSeq and is a predicted model, not a curated record. Lineage: Eukaryota; Viridiplantae; Streptophyta; Magnoliopsida; Lamiales; Phrymaceae. Gene Ontology annotation, biological process: SCF-dependent proteasomal ubiquitin-dependent protein catabolic process. Gene Ontology annotation, molecular function: protein binding.
CAAAAUACCCUCUUCUUCUUCAUCAAUUAAUUGCGAAAUCCCCAAAAGGUACUAACAUGCGCCGGGGGUGCGCAUUUUACACUACUAUGGAGGUUAGGUGCUGCUCUCUACCAUUAUCUGUCAAUUUCAGCAAAGGUGGACUCUGCCUAAUUAUUUAAAAAACCUUCACGUAUAUUUAUACAUACAUAAUUAUUAUAUGUAUUCACCAGGCUGUAUAUACAUACAACCACUGUAUGUAUUUCAUAAUUUAUUACUAGUGUAUAUUCUUCCUCUUAUAUACUAGUUGCCUUUGCUAAACCAUUUCUUUCGAUCUUCGCUUCGCACUCUACACACAGUUCAUCUGGGAUUUGAUUUGAGAUUCUUCUGAGCCCACAAAAAGAAAAAAAAAAAAAAAAAAAAAAAUGGAUCCAGACACUAAGAAAUGCAAGGAAUCGAAGCCCCACUCGUCCAAUUCAAACGGAUCGAAAUGCAGUCACUUGAAAUUCCCCGACGAAGCAUUGGAGAAAGUCCUCUCGUUCAUAGAUUCACACAAAGACAGAAACACAGUCUCCCUUGUCUGCAAAGAAUGGUACAACGCCGAGCGUUGGACGAGAUCCAAUCUUUUCAUCGGGAACUGCUACUCCGUAUCGCCCGAGAUUGUUUCUAGAAGGUUUCCGAGAAUCAAGAGUGUCAGAAUCAAAGGGAAGCCGAGAUUCUCCGAUUUUAAUAUGCUGCCUCGAGAUUGGGGUGCUAAUGUGCACGCCUGGUUGGUUAUGUUUGCAGAAGUUUACCCGUUUUUGGAGGAAUUGAGGCUUAAGAGAAUGACUGUGAAUGACGAGAGCUUGGAGCUUUUAGCUAAGUCUUUUACGGGAUUUAAGGCUUUAUCUUUGUUGAGUUGCGAUGGAUUCACUGAUGAUGGGCUCAAAUUCGUCGCCACUCAUUGCAGGAACUUAACCGAGCUCGAUAUCCAAGACAGCGUAGCAGUUGACGUAGGCGGAGAUUGGCUCACAUGCUUCCCUGAAAACUUCUCCUCACUCGAAAUACUAAAUUUCGCAAGCCUAAACAGCGAGGUGAAUUUCGAGUCACUCGAGAAACUCGUAAAUCGAUGCAAAAACACAUUACGCGUUCUUAAGGUAAACGAGAGCAUAACAUUGGACCAACUCCAAAGGCUGCUUGUACAUGCUCCUAACUUAGUGGAGCUCGGUACUGGCUCGUUCAUGCAAGAACUAACACCACGUCAGUACGAGGAUGUUGGUAGUGCGUUUAGCAAUUGCGGAAAAUUACGAGUUCUUUCGGGUUUGUGGGAUGCUACGGAUCUCCAUUUUAGUGUUCUUUAUGGAGCUUGUGCUAGGCUCACUUUCUUGAAUUUUAGUGAGGCGGUGCUUCAAAGUGGGGAGCUUGCUAAACUUCUUGCGCAUUGCCCUAAUUUGCGACGCCUUUGGGUCAUCGAUACGGUUCAAGAUAAGGGACUCGAAGCAGUUGGAUCCAGCUGUCCAUUGCUCGAAGAACUUCGAGUCUUCCCACUCGACCCUUACGACCUAGACCACCAACACGGCGUAACCGAGCAAGGCCUGCUAGCCGUCUCCCUCGGCUGCCCCAAGCUCCACUACCUCCUCUACUUCUGCCGGAGAAUGACCAACGCCGCCGUCAUUGCCGCCGUCAAAAACUGCCCAAAUUUCACCCACUUCCGCCUCUGCAUCAUGAACCCCGGCCAGCCGGACCACCUCACCAAAUCCCCCAUGGAUGCCGCCUUCGCCGCCGUCGUCAAAACGUGCCCCAAACUCCGGCGACUCUCGGUCUCCGGCCUACUCACUGACAAGACCUUCGAGAGCAUCGGGGAAUAUGCCAAGAAUCUCGAGACGCUUUCCGUUGCUUUCGCGGGGAGUAGCGACAAAGCGAUGGUUUGCGUUUUACGAGGUUGUCCGAAGCUGAGGAAGCUAGAGAUUAGGGAUUGUCCGUUUGGGAACGCGGCGCUUUUGUCCGGUGUGGAGAAGUACGAGAUGAUGAGGUCGCUGUGGAUGUCGGCGUGUGAUGUCACUAUGAAGGGGUGUAGGAUGCUCGCUAGAGAGAUGCCGAGGUUGAACGUUGAGGUGAUCGAGGAUGAGGGGAGCGAUGACGGGGCGAAGGCGGGUAAGGUUUACGUUUAUCGAACGGUGGCGGGGCCCAGAAGGGACGCGCCGCCGUUUGUCCUCACUCUUUAGUGCGAGCGGAGAAAGUACAUUUUUGCCCCUGUGGUUUUCUCUAAUUGUUGAAAAAACCUCAGUGUUAAUUUAUUAUUAUUUUUUCUUUAGCAAACUACCCCCCUACAAAUUCACUUUUAGGUGGUUGUGAGCUGGAAAAUGUAUUAUAUGGGGCGUUUUUUUCGCAAUUCGAUAUAACGCAGGGGUAGUACUAAAUGCAGUUAACUCGUGUGUUUUGUACUCGGUGUAUUUCAACUGGUGUACUAUAUGAUUGUGUUUGUUUUGUGGUUUGCAUGAUAUGGAGGGAAAAUGUUAUAUGAGAUUCUUGGAUUUGGGAUCGAUUAGUACAAUGUAAUAAAUUAUUUGUGAAUUUUUUAUUUAUUUUUUAAUUAUUUU